AAGUAGCGCUUCCCCCAGUUGACAACGACCGGGCCCCCAGAGUCACCUGCGGGGACAACUGGGAUGGACUGGGAUGGACUGGGAUGGACUGGGAUGGUACUGGGGGUUACUGGGAUGUACCGGGGGUUACUGGGAUGACACCGGGGGUUACUGGGAUGGCACUGAGAUGGCACCAGGGGUUACUGGGAGGCACUGGGCGUUACUGGGAUGGCACUGGGGGUUACUGGGAUGGCCCUGGGGGUUACUGGGAUGGCACUGGGCAUUACUGGGAGGCACUGGGGGUUCCUGGGAUGACACCAGGGGUUACUGGGAGGCACUGGGGGUUACUGGGAUGUCACUGGGAUGGCACCAGGGGUUACUGGGAUGACACCAGGGGUUACUGGGAUGGCACUGGGAUGGCACCAGGGGUUACUGGGACGGCACCAGGGGUUACUGGGAUGGCACCAGGGGUUACUGGGAUGGCACUGGGGGUUACUGGGAUGUCACUGGGAUGUACUGGGGGUUACUGGGAUGUACUGGGGGUUACUGGGAUGACACCGGGGGUUACUGGGAUGGCACUGAGGUGGCACCAGGGGUUACUGGGAGGCACUGGGCGUUACUGGGAUGGCACUGGGGGUUACUGGGAUGGCCCUGGGGGUUACUGGGAUGUCACUGGGAUGUACUGGGGGUUACUGGGAUGGCACCGGGGGUUACUGGGAUGGCACUGGGGGUUACUGGGGGUUACUGGGGUUACUGGGAUGGCACCAGGGGUUACCGGGAUGGCCCUGGGGUUACUGGGAUGGCACCGGGGGUUACUGGGAUGUACUGGGGGUUACUGGGAUGACACCAGGGGUUACUGGGAUGGCCCUGGGGGUUACUGGGAUGGCACCAGGGGUUACUGGGAUGGCCCUGGGGGUUACUGGGAUGGCACCAGGGGUUACUGGGAUGGCCCUGGGGGUUACUGGGAUGGCACCAGGGGUUACUGGGACGGCACCAGGGGUUUCUGGGAUGUACUGGGGGUUACUGGGAUGGCACUGGGGGUUACUGGGAUGUACUGGGGGUUACUGGGGCUACUGGGGCGGGGCUCACCGCGGCAGGCGUUGGGGUCCACCUGGGGCUGGGCCCCCCCCGAGCAGAGGAAGCGGGGGGUGACGACGUCGGGCAGCGCCGACACGUUGCCGUAG
Messenger RNA from Oxyura jamaicensis (ruddy duck), 1163 nucleotides. RefSeq names its product mucin-19-like. The transcript has 4 exons. Lineage: Eukaryota; Metazoa; Chordata; Aves; Anseriformes; Anatidae. The coding region runs from base 84 to 1163 and encodes 359 amino acids. The record is from RefSeq and is a predicted model, not a curated record.